Peronospora belbahrii is the source of this 201-nucleotide messenger RNA. Lineage: Eukaryota; Oomycota; Peronosporomycetes; Peronosporales; Peronosporaceae. The record is from the annotation of a GenBank genome assembly.
AUGCUGUCGACGGUGCCCGUGGACAACGCCAUCCGCACGCUGAGAGUGGAAAUGUCGAAGGAUGAAGAAGUUUCGUUUAUCGGCAAAACGGAAGCGGAGAUGGAAAUUCUGGCGCAAUACGCUGUAAAAGGCCGACAUCGUGCUUUGAUGGGGGGCCAUUGCUGGAUCUACGGUCAUGGGAGGAUUAUGGAAAAUUUUUAA